GCCCAGCCCCGCCGCCAAGCGCUGCGCCGCCAGCCAUCUCCUUGCCAUUGUCUCGCCUCCACACCUGCCCCGCGGGCCGGGCUGAGCCUGGCUGGGGGACGCGGUCCUACCAGGGUUCCGCGCGCCAGCCCGGUCCUAGGCCGGGGGUACGCAUGGGAGUCAGCGCCCCUGGCCCGAGGCUGGAGCAGAACGGCCAUGGCCACUGGCCGAGCCCACAGCCCCGCCCCGCACAGAGCGAGGAAGACGCCUCGAGUCCUCAGUGCCGUUAGCACCGCGCGCCGCCUGCCCCGCCUGUUCACGAGCACGUUCAGAGUCACGUGUCCCGGCGCCCUGCUGUGUAUUUCCGGGGAGGCUCCCUGAGGCCGGCAGGGGGCGCUGUAGUGGACGACACGGCGGCUGCGCCGGGCUCCGGGAAGCGGGUGGCUGGUGCUGAUCGCGGGCGGCGGGAGGCGGUAACAGCGCUGAGCGAUGGCCGGGGAGGACGGAGCCGCCGCCCCCGAGGCUGCGCAGCCCCCCGCGGACCCGAGCCCUGGCAGUGGCGGCGGCGGCGGCUACGACGGCAAAUGCGUCUUCUGCAGGAUCGGCCGCCGGGAGGAGCCGGGCACCGCGCUGCUGCCCUGCGAGUCUGAAGGCCUAGUCUGUUUUAGAGAUAUCAGACCUGGGGCCCCACACCAUUAUCUAGUAGUGCCAAUAGAGCAUAUGGGAAACUGCAAGACUCUAAAGAAAGAGCACAUACCACUAGUGGAGAAAAUGAUGGAAGCUGGAAAGAACAUCCUUCAGCAAAAUAAUUUUACUGACUUGAACGAUAUAAGGAUGGGAUUCCAUUGGCCUCCAUUCUGCUCAAUAUCCCACUUACAUCUUCAUGUCCUGGCCCCAGCCAGUCAGCUGGGAUUCUUGUCCAGGAUGAUAUACAGAAUCAAUUCCUAUUGGUUUAUCACGGCUGAACAGCUGAUUGAACGACUGCAGACUGAAAAUGCUGCCAGUUGAAAGCACCUUGCCUAGUUCUGGAUCACAAAUAAAUUUAGAUUUGUUCUUUGAACUCUGAUUAAGAUUAUACAGUUUGGUGCAACUAUUUGUGAGGUUUUUUUUUAAAAAAGGAAAAGCUUGAGUUGAUUGCCUAUUCCUUCAGGGCAAGAAACUUUUGAUUGUCUACCUAAUUCUUAAUGUAUGUGUACUCAAGUUUUCUGAUAAUAGAUGCAAAAUAUUUGAAUGGAAAAUAGAGUAAUAUAUAAAACACUAGUUCUAGUAAAACACAGUAUAAACAGUAAUGGUUUGAAUGUAUUAAACUGGGAAAAUUUUCAACAGUAACUGUUAAUAGCAUGUACACUGUACCAAGCUGAAUGCUUAAAAGUGGAAUCUAGCUUUUUUAUUUAAAAAAAAAUUUGGGGAAUGCAAUAGUGUUUAAAACGUACAGGUUUCCUUUAUACUUGCAUGAGUCAUGCUGGUGAUGUCUAGUUCUUAGUAGGUACAGUGCUAAAGAUAGACACUACUGUUUUUUGGUGCUAAACCAUCACGUAUCUUGCAUGGUAAUGGUCUGUAGCAAGUGCUAAACAUAACAUAUUGAGCCCAGAAUAUGAUGAUGCUUUAGAACAUAGAAUUUAGUUUAAAUGUGUGUAGGAAUGUUUAUAUGAUGGACUUGGAUUAAGAUUGUUACUCGUCUUGAAUAUUAAUUCCCUAAAUAAUUUAAUUGUACAUUUAAAAAUCUUGUAAAGAGUUUGGAUGGAUUGAAUUAACACACUUGCCUCUGGGCAUCAAAUUUAAACUAGAACCUAGAUUAAGGACUUGUCUACACAGUGCAUUAGUCAGCACUAGAAGAGCAGGUUGUAAAUUAUAGUGUGCAUUACUCUGUUGCAUACUAAGUAGCCUGUAUGGAUCCUGCUGGCAUGCACUAAAAGAUCCCUAGUGUGUGUGAAUGUAGUCCUGUUUCAAACAGUACUACAUUCACACACACUAGGGAAUUUUUAGUGCAUGCCAGUGAGGUUCACAUGGGCCAGUUAGUAUGCAAUAUGGUAGUGUGCACUAGAAUUUUACAUCCUUCUCGUGCAGGUGAACACACUGGGAAGACAAGCCCUAACAUAUGGUUCUACUGAAUGUCACUUGGAUUUACUUAUGCCAUGGCUAAAUUUGACUCCUAAAUAUUAUAGGUCACAAGAUAAAUUGUUCACUGAUGGUGGGUUUUGUUGUUUUUGAGCUCACCACACAAAAUGACCAUCUAAUCUGAUAGAUUUUGGCAUAUCUGGGACUCAGGCAAAGCCCAAAACUGAAAUACUCAUGUCAUGUGGUGUCAAGAGUUGCAUGAGGUGGUGUUCGCAGCGCCUGUCUGCACUGUCUGGCUCUAGCCAGUGCUGUCGGUCCCUCAUUUUUAUGAGCACCAAAUUAAUUCAGAUCAUUUGAAAAGAAGAUAAAAUUUCAGGACAAUAAUUUUAUCCCUUAUUUGUGUUGUUUGUUUGUUUGUUUGUUUCUACCAAACCAUUUUGCAUUUACCUAAUUGAAACCAGUGCCCUUAGCAUCUACGUAUUAACACCUGCAGGUUUCUCUGAGAAGUCUUGAAGUCCUUUCCACAGAUCCUGUUGCCUUAGUGAUGCAAUGUUUUGUAAUAUUUAUUUAUGUAACACCUUAUUUGUAUAUAGUACUUGAAGUAUUAAGAAUAUGCUGACCAAAGAACAAAAUUCCCUGCCAUAAAGAGCUUACUUCUGUCUAUCUUUUCUCUGAGACAUUGCACUUAGGCUAUGUCUGCAGUUGGAGCUGAGGGUGUGGUUCCCGGACAUACCUGUGCUAGUUUUGCUUAAGCUAGCAUGCUAAAAAUAGCAGUGUAAUUUAUGGUAGCGGGGCAGGCGUGAGCCGUCACAUGGGCUAGCUGCCCUGAUUGUAUCCCACCCGGACCCAGUGGGUACCUACUCAAGGCAGCUAGCCCAUGCUGCCACUUGCUGCUGCCUGUGCGACUCUGGCAACACUGCUAUUUUUAGCAUGCUAGAUUGAUCAAAGCUAGCACCGGUACAUUUAUGUGAGCUGGGAAACACCUCUUCAGCUCCAAAUAUAGAUGUAGUGUUAGUAUCUUGAUUCUCUUGUUACAGGGGAUUGGCAUGUAACUUACAGUACUUUGGAGUCUGGUUUAUUUCAGAUUGGUGCUAGGAAGACUUUGACUCAUUCCUUGCAAUAAUUAGGGAAUCAACUCACACAUCCUAACUUGAUUAAAAUAUUAGGAUGCCAAUAUAUUAAUAUCUUUUUUUAAAAGUGUUAAAAAUGCUGCUCAUGAAUAUUGUGGUAGUGAGUUAAUUUAUAUAACUAUACUUAACUGAUAUGCAUCAUUACAAGCUACUUUGAUGAGCCAGUUUUAAAAUAUUGUGGAAAAGCUUAAUAAAAACCAGAAAUAGUAGAUGUUAA
Messenger RNA from Chrysemys picta bellii (western painted turtle), 3384 nucleotides. RefSeq names its product histidine triad nucleotide binding protein 3 (gene HINT3). Gene Ontology annotation, molecular function: catalytic activity. The record is from RefSeq and is a predicted model, not a curated record. NCBI's taxonomy places the organism in Eukaryota, Metazoa, Chordata, Testudines, Emydidae.